Molecule: messenger RNA, 3256 nt
Organism: Babesia bovis T2Bo
Lineage: Eukaryota; Apicomplexa; Aconoidasida; Piroplasmida; Babesiidae
Product: Nucleoporin autopeptidase family protein
Exons: 2
Coding region: 161-3226 (1021 amino acids)
Biological process (GO): RNA export from nucleus; post-transcriptional tethering of RNA polymerase II gene DNA at nuclear periphery; protein import into nucleus
Cellular component (GO): nuclear pore; nuclear pore cytoplasmic filaments
Molecular function (GO): structural constituent of nuclear pore
Source: RefSeq, a predicted model, not a curated record
UUUCUAUGGAUACGUUUAUAAAAUAUUUUUUCAACAGAAUAUUUUAGUAAAAUAGAACUGAUUGUGUUCAUAUGGGUUAGGAAUCUCGUUAUACACUAGGGUGUCAUGUUAUAGUUCUCCUGAAUAGUUUUGUGUACUUAUUACCUCGAUUGUACUAACAAUGUUUGGCAACAACAAUAGAGGUUCCAGUUUUUGGAGCAGCUCUCCACAGCAAAAUACAGGUAUUGCAAGCUCGUUAAACACAUUGGGUUCUUUGGUCCCCUCAGGGCAAAAUGUCGGCUCAACUUUCGGUGGUUUCGGUAGUAGCAACACGAUGGUCACUGGUGGUUUCAUGAACCAAACUACAGGAUCUACUUUUGGAGCAUCGCAGAACACAUCUCUAUUUGGUCAAUCUACUCAGCAGAACCCUUCUUCUGGUUUUGGUACUGUGAGCAAUACCGGCUCAUUUUUUGAUCAGAACAAGCAGGGAUUUAUGGGUUCUUCUAAUAAUAUAUUCGGCCAGUCUAGUACUAAUACUACCGGUGGUGGACUGUUCGGAUCUGGUUUGAAUACGGGGGUCACGUCUUCCUUCGGUAACAACAUGAAUACUGGGUCAUCUCUAUUUGGAAGUUCGACUCAGAAUACCGGUAGUACUUGGACUGGUGGAUCCAGUACUGCUUUUGGAACACAGAUACAGGGUAAUGAGGCAGCCACUACGCAGACUUUUGACAAUUGUUCUAUUACCCAUAUAUCCUUUGACAAGCCUGAAUUUUGUGCGGAUGAGUUUCGUUGGGAGUAUUACAAGAAGGCCAAUCCCCAAGUUGGUAGCUCCCUCAUGCAGCAGAAUACCGGUACCACAACAAGUACUGGCUUGUUUGGGUCUACCCAGCCCGCUACUACCAGCACAGGUAUUGGUCUAUUUGGCUCUAGCCAGCCUAGUACUACAACCACCACUAGUCCGUUUGCUACGACGCAGCCGGGUACUACGACAACCGGCACCGGUCUGUUUGGGUCAUCGCAACCCAGUAAUACUGGUGGCUUUUUCGGUUCAACACCCAGUACUACAACUACUACUGGCGGUCUGUUUGGUUCAUCGCAAACUAAUACUACUGGAGGUUUAUUCGGCUCAACUCAGCCGAGCACUACCGGUGGGCUAUUUGGUACCACUCAAUCCACUACUACCGGUGGUUUGUUUGGUUCCACUCAACCUAGUACUACUGGUGGCCUCUUUGGUACAACUCAGCCGAGUACUUCUGGUGGACUAUUUGGUACAACGCAGCCCAGUACUACCACUACAAGUGCUGGUUUGUUUGGCUCUACACAACCUAGUACUCCCACUACCAGCUCUGGAUUAUUCGGGUCUUCACAGUCUAACACCACUGGUUUAUUAGGUUCCACCCAACCUGCUUCGUCCACUACAGGUUUAUUCGGUACCAAUACCACGUCUAACACUGGUUCUACUGGCCUCUUUGGGAGCAGUACAACUUCUACUAUUGGCACUUCUAAUACCGGCCUUUUCGGGAAUUACAAUGCUAGUAACACCAAUACCACUACAGGUACAACUGGAACAGGUCUUUUUGGCUCAUCAACUAACACUGGUUCAACUACUACUGGUGCUACAAAUACCCUGUUUGGAUCAACUCAACCUAGUAGUACUGGUGGUCUGUUUGGAAACACCCAGGCUGCACCAUCGACCCAAUCCAAUUUGUUUUCCAAUUCGUCGUUGAAUACCACUACUGGUAACGCUUCUACAUCCUCUUUAUUUGGAACUACCGGUACAGGUAGUAGCAAUUUGUUUGGUACCAAUACCACUACUCCCGGGAGCUCAAGUUCUCUAUUUUCAUUUGGAUCUGGGACAAAUCAGCCUCUAGGUUCAAGUACAUUAUUCGGCCAGACGACACAGACACAGGGGUCUAAUACUAGUUUGAGCCGUUUAAAUAUUAACUUUAAUAUACGCGAUUCCUCUCCAGGUUUACGUAGCUUUUGGACAAAUGACGCUGCAUUACCUCAGGAGGCAAAGGAUUAUUUGAUGAAGAUCACUAAUGCGCGGAAGAAUCUUACGGAGACAUUAGCUCACAGUUCACAACCGAAGCAGUCGGAGUCGGUCAUUGAUGGUAUCGAGGACAUGAAUGAUCGAUUUGGCUGUCGUAAGAUUCUUAGGGAGCUUGGUGUAGAACUACCUCGUUACAUGCUCCAUAUUAGUAGCGACAACACUGAUUACGAUGAUGCUAAAUCACGGCAGCCAGUAGUUCCAACUCCUGAGGCAAAAUUCCAGGAAGGAUUCAGUGCUGGCUUCACCAAUGUUAUACAAAAAUCGCCUGAUGGUUCCCUAGAUGGUCACAGCAGCGACAAAUAUUCCUGCUUGGACGACCAAUUCUUAUCUUUACAUAAUGGUGGUGCUAAGGAAUUUGAGGCUCUACGUCAUCAAGCUCGUGGUUGUCAUUUACGCAGGCCUAAUGAUCCCGUUACUUUACAGUCUGAUGACCUUCCUUCUGUAUCUAGACGCAAGUCAUUGUUUGAGGAACAUGUCAAUCAAUUGACUUCAGAUGUAGAUCUAAUAACUCAGGAAGCCGAUCAACAACGUUCGGUCCUAGGCCAGUUGGAUACUCAAUGUAACGUGUCUCAGAAAUCCAUAUUAACUGAGGAUAAUGCGGAAGUAUUGCAGGACGAUAACGCUGUAUGUCUCGACAGUCCUUUGCCGCAGGAGGCGUCAUCUGCCUCUUCGUGUCCUAUAUUCAAGCUUGCUGAUGACACACCUGGCAAUCCACCCAUCUUAACUAGGGAGGGAUACUCUACAAGGCCCACGAUGGCCUCUUUACGUCAGAUGACCGAUAAGCAGUUAUCUAAUGUUAUGGAUUUUCAGGUGACACGUGAAGGUUUUGGUGAUAUAUUGUGGCCUGGCUACACUGACCUUCGAGGUUUGAAUUUGGACAAGAUUGUUGACAUAGGUAACAGGAAGGUAACUCUUUAUGGUGGCACAUCUCAAAUACAUCCUGUUGGUGAAGGCCUUAACAAACAGGCUACUGUUACUUUGUAUAACUGCAUACCGGAUGACAGCGGCAAAGAUAAAUCCAUAACUGAGACUGUGAAGCAGCUUGAGCAGCUAAAGGAACACACAGAAUCUUUAGGUUGCAAGUUUUUAUCUGGCAACUUAAAGACGGGUAAAUGGGUGUUUACAGCGCCCUGUUUCGUUAAAACGGGUGCCGGUGACGUUAUAAACCGCAAGGAUCUCGCUUUUAUGUAUUAGGUAGACUGUCUGAUUAAACUAAUCGUUACA